AUGCAGAGAUCUAUUUCGAUUCCGACGGCGAAGUCUUUUCUCCGUCGCCACCAUUUUCGUAAUAGCAAUCCGGAGACUCCUCACUCGUUUCGUCUUCCUUGGUUACGACCUUUCUCUAGUCACUACCGAGAGAGAUUGAGAGAUGCUUACCUUCACUCUAUCAAGUUCGACGAUGCGUAUGGUCUCUUCCGCGAGAUGCUUCGCUCUCGUCCUCUUCCCACCAUUGUCGAUUUCACUAGAGUUUUGACUGUGAUUGCAAAGAUGAACAAGUUCGAUUUCGUGUUUUAUCUCUGUCACAAGAUGGAGAAGUUGGGGAUUUCACACGAUCUCUAUAGCUGCACUGUUUUGAUUGAUUGUUUAUGCAGAUGCUCUCGUCUCUCUCUUGCUCUAUCUGUUCUAGGUAAAAUGAUGAAACUUGGAUUUGAGCCAAGCAUUGUCACACUUGGCUCUUUGCUUAAUGGAUUCUGUCGCAGGAAUCAGUUUCACGAGGCGGUAUCUCUCGUUGAUACGAUGUCGAAAUCGGGAUACGAGCCUAAUGUAGUCAUCUACAACACUGUGAUUAAUGGUCUUUGCAAGAACGGAGAUUCGGAUAACGCGUUGGAGCUUUUUAAUCUCAUGGAGAAGAAAGGAAUCAGAGGGGAUCUUGUUACAUACAACACUCUGAUAAGUGGAGUUUGUAACUCUGGUAGAUGGAGCGAGGCGGCUCGGCUUCUGAGAGAUAUGAAGAAGAGGAAACUCGAUCCUAACGUGGUCUUUUUCAGCGCACUGAUCGAUACAUUUGUGAAAGAGGGGAAUCUCUUAGAGGCUAAAAACAUGUACAGGGAGAUGAUCCGAAGGUCGGUAGAUCCUAAUGUUUACACUUACAAUUCACUCAUCAAUGGUCUUUGCAUUCACGGUCGCCUAGGCGAGGCUAAACAAAUGUUUGAUUCGAUGGUAGACAAGGGCUGUUUUCCGGAUGUAGUGACCUAUAAUACUCUCAUAAAUGGAUUUUGCAAGUCUAAGAGAGUAGAAGAUGGGAUGAAACUCUUCGGUGAGAUGGCUCAUCGAGGAUUGGUUGGCGACGCUUUCACUUACAACACUCUUAUCCACGGGUAUUGUAGGGCGGGGAAACUUACCGCUGCCCAAAAGGUUUUCAAUCGGAUGGUCGAUUGUGGUGUGCCUCCUGAUAUUGUUACCUACAACAUUUUGGUAGAAUGUCUGUGUAAUAACGGGAAGAUAGAGAAAGCAUUGGUGAUGGUAGAGGAUAUGCAAAAGAGUGAAAUGGAUGUUGAUAUUAUCACGUAUAAUAUCAUCAUUCAAGGGAUGUGUAGAACUGGAAAGGUGGAAAAGGCUUGGCGAUUAUUUUGUAGCCACACUCGCAAAGGAGUCAAGCCUGAUGCAAUAUCAUACAUCACAAUGAUAUCAGGGUUGUGUAGGAAAGGCAGACGGAGUGAAGCGGAUAAGCUGUGGAGAAAAAUGAAAAAAGAUGGGAUUAUGCCAAUCGUAUGCAUAAAUAAUGAGACACUUAGAGAUCACGACACAAGCUCGUCAGCUGAACUCAUCAAAGCAAUUUAUGAGUAA
Molecule: messenger RNA, 1560 nt
Organism: Arabis nemorensis
Lineage: Eukaryota; Viridiplantae; Streptophyta; Magnoliopsida; Brassicales; Brassicaceae
Source: the annotation of a GenBank genome assembly